GAGGGCAAACCCUUCAACUCAUUCUUCUACACCUCUCAACCAAACUUUUAUGAAUCCUCUUUUAAAAUUAGCGAAUAUUUACGUAAACUAAACGAUUUUGAAGACCGACUCAUGAGUAAAGGGGUCGUAACGCCUCCCGACAACACCAAAAUUGACCUCUUGGGCUCGGAAUGGCUUUCAUAUAAAGAAAUGAAAGCAAAAUUCUUGGAAUACUUCACCGAAAAGAAGUACCAGAGUUUGAUUGAGGCGUUGGAACGGCUGGUAAUCCAUCCCUACUCUAAAGCGGCCAAAGAUUUUAUAAUGGAGUUCAGGAAAGAAGUGAAAGCCGUCUCCAAACAGAUUCAAGUGCCCCCUCUUAUGCUCGACCACAACGCCAGGCCUUAUAUGACCGGCAAAGCAAUGCGAAAGUAUUGUAUCGCAGAAGUGGUGGUUCGCGGGAACGGCACCGGGAAAGUAGACAUCAAUGGCAAAGACUUACUGUACUUUGAGUUUAUGCAAGACAGAGAGCAAGUGAUGUCUCCGCUCGUGUUCUGUGGCCUACUGUUCAAAGUGGACAUCGAAUGCAAGACAUAUCACGAGGAAAAGACUAAAGAGUGGAGUAAAGACGCGCCUCCUUUG
Molecule: messenger RNA, 618 nt
Organism: Medioppia subpectinata
Lineage: Eukaryota; Metazoa; Arthropoda; Arachnida; Sarcoptiformes; Oppiidae
Source: the annotation of a GenBank genome assembly